Molecule: messenger RNA, 6363 nt
Organism: Penaeus chinensis
Lineage: Eukaryota; Metazoa; Arthropoda; Malacostraca; Decapoda; Penaeidae
Exons: 9
Coding region: 16-6252 (2078 amino acids)
Biological process (GO): protein phosphorylation
Molecular function (GO): protein kinase activity; ATP binding
Source: RefSeq, a predicted model, not a curated record
CCUUGUUCAUGGUCCAUGCAGCUGGCGGCUUCCGUGUAUAAUUUUCUUAUGUUAGCGACAUUUAUUCGUAUGCUUAUCUAUUUGCAGAUCAAUUUCGAGCCCUUGCCUGAUAUCCGGCCUCGCUCCGGCUCGCGGCGCGAGCACCAGAUCACCGACAAGACUCUCCCGGCCUCCUUCCCGGCCCGGAUUUCGACGGGCCUCCCGACGGACGAGUGGUUCGCUGAGCCACACCAGAACUUCCCGCGUAACCAGUUGCAGUACGUCAAGGAGAUUGGCAAGGGCUGGUUCGGCCAUGUGCUGGAGGGCCGGGCGACGGGCAUCUUCAGCGACCACACGAAAGGAGAAUCGCCGCAUGCGUCCACGGUGCGGCCCAAUACCCUGUACCGGGGCCAGACGCCGGUGGCGGUCAAGGUGUUGCGGGAGGACGCAACGCCCACGGAGCAGAUGUACUUCUUGCACGAGCUGCGUCCGUACCGCCAGCUGUCGCACCCCAACCUGUUGAAGGUCCUGGCGCACUGCCUCGAGGCCGAGCCAUUUCUCAUCCUGCUCCAACUCUGCCCGAAGGGUGAUCUGAAGGCUGUGGUCCGCCAAGAAAAAAACUUGACAGAAGCAACAUUAUUGCGCAUGACCCUCAAUGUGGCAGCAGGUCUCAUGCACAUGCAUUCGCACUCUUUUAUUCACACAGACCUUGCUGCCAGAAAUUGCCUUGUGGAUGAGGACUAUACAGUCAAGAUAGGUGACUAUGGCUGUAAUAUUGAUUAUUAUAAGAAUGAAUAUUACUGUGCUGGUGAAGUGGCACUGCCUCUCAGAUGGUGUGCCCCAGAAACAUUAAAGUGCACUGACACAACUAUAGAGACAAAGGAGGUCACAAAGCCAGCAAAUGUAUGGAGUUUUGGAAUAAUAAUGUGGGAAAUUGCAAGUCGGGGAAUGAUGCCAUACACACACCUCGAUGACGACCAUGUCAUCCAGCAAGUCAUUGUGGAUGAGUCAUGCAUACUUGAGCCUCCAAAAGCAGUUCAACUCCAUGCUGAGAAAAUAUACAAUAUAAUGAAACUUUGCUGGGGCUUAGAAAGUUCCAGACCUUCCAUGACCCACAUCCACUCUCUGUUAAUGCACUUAUGGGACAAUUUAUCUGUGGUACCACAUGACACAGCCUUGAUGAAUGAUUUUGAAUUGCGUUGGAAUCAACUUCAGCAACAGAGGCCUCAAGAUCAUAGCAUUGUCCAUGCUGGUAAUACAACUGACCUUAGAUUUGACAGUGACUUUAGCUUAUCCAAUCGACAGCAACUUGGAGGAGCCAUGUCCCCCAGCCUACAAAACCUCCAUGGCUCUGUAGAAGAUCUUGAUGCUAAGAUGGCUGCCAAGUUUGGGUCAGCACUCCCCUCUUGGUUGGGAAUGGAGCCAGGGCAGCCAAUGGACAGUCUCACACGAGAGAUCACUGAUGCCAUACUAAAGCUGGACGAUUACUUGGCAGGAGAAAAGUCUGAGCCAAGUACCACAGAAGCAUCUCCAGAGAAAGGGGGAGUAAACUUCAAACUUGGCAAAGACUCCUUUGUGUCUAAUCCUCCAAACUCAAAGUUGGUACGAUCCAGUACACUGUCUAUAGAGGAAGGGAGUGGACAUCCCAGCCUAGCCAGAACUUUGUCAGAUGGUGAGGAUGAGGGGUUCACCAUGAGACUAGAACAGGGCGAGUUUUCAGAGAUGGUUCGCUUGAAAAGCCAGAGUGUCCAAGACUUUAUGAAGUUGACAGUAGUAGAUGAUGGAAGUGAUUCAGACAAUGCUAGUCAACGAAAUUCUUUAGCAUUUGAACCUGUUAAGAAACCUCUUGCACAGGAGAAAUCUUAUUCUAGUGAAGGUAAUAUCAGGGAAGCUCUCAGGGAUGAUAAGUUUAUGGGAGAAAUAGAAAGAUUGCAAGCUGAACACAGAUACUCAAUUAUCACAGAAGCAAGCAGAGAAAAUGCAUCAUCAAUAGAAUAUAGAAAUCAUGACUUUAGUUUUGAUAAAACACUAAAUAAUUCAGAUACAGUUGAAAAUUCUGAAGAUGGAUCAACAGACAAGCUGGCAACAAGUGUUGAAUCAGAUAAUUCAAAUAAUUUUAAUGAGAAGCACCAAAGUGAAGCAGAUCCUUUUUUAGGUGAAGUUAUCUCCUCUGAAGAUACAGAGGAGAGGAAGAUAGGAUUAAGUAAAGAAGCAGAGGAAAGUCCCUCUUCAGAAGUGUAUGAUGCCUUACCAGAGCAGAAACCACUGCCAGCCUCUCCAGAUUGUGUUGUCUCUUCACGUGAACCUAAACCAGUGGCACUACCUGACAUUGUAGUCCAUGAUGCCUCUGUAAAACUAAGCACACCAAGUCCACCCCCGGUGGAAAGUCCACCAAAAGUUAUGAAUAGCAAUCAACCAAAAGAGUUUCGCUUUGUAUUUGAUGAAGAGGAAAAUGCUGUCUCAUGUGCAUCAUAUCCUACUUAUGAAAAUAAUGGGGAUGUCCAGACACAGAAGGAUUCUGUGGUUUUCAGUGACAAUAUUAAAAAGGUUGAUGUGAAUGAUAUGGAUGGUGGCUGGAUGUUGGCAAAAAAUAGGACUGACAACCAGAGCAAUGAGGACAGCAGCAUUAAGGAUCCUGCCUUGAACAGUCAGAGAUCAGCAGUCCAAAUUGGAGAAGAAUCCUGUAGAUCCACAGAAUUAAACAAGUUUCUUGAUUAUGUACAGGAAAAGUCCAGACAAAGAUUGACCAGCACACCACUGAAAAAGGAUGAAGAUGACACUGGAGAGAGUGGGACAGUGAAUGAAAAGAUGGAUUCUUCACCAUUUACAGAUGGGUUCAGUGUCCAUGAUACAAGUUAUGAAGGAGAUCAAGAAAUGUCUAGCAAUGUAAUUGCUGUUGACAAGGAUAAUACCUUUGUCAAGCAACGGUUAGUAUUUGGAUUUAACAAGGAUGAGAUGAAGGAUGCUGACAAUGAACAGAAAAAUGACCAGUCCUGUAAUGAGGGAAAGGAUGAAAAAUCAGCACCUGAAAUUCCUAGUUAUAAACCAGAAGAAAUUGUUGAAGGAGAAGAUAUAGUUAUAGGAGCUUUGGAACACUAUUCAUUAGAACUAUACAGGGCCAUCAAAUCCCCUGAAUCCACUGAAUGUAAAGAAGAAAACACCCAGCCAUCAGCUUUUCCAAAAGAAGUGCACCCAGCAAACAACAAGAAGAACGAGAAAGACUCAGCUGGAAUUGAAUUUGAUUUAGAACAAUGGGAUAGAUUCCUAGGUAGUACAAUGAGUGAAGAUUUAGUGAACUCAGAUACAAUUUUCAAGGAAAUUUCAAAUGAUAAAACAAAUAUAAAGAGUGACAUAGCAAGUGAUAUAUUAGGAAGCACAUUUGAUGGGAGUGAAAAUGUGAUAGUGAACAAAGCAGAAUAUCCUGGGCUCUCAGAUUUAAGACAGGAUCUCAGUAGUACAUUUGAGCAUAGUACAUGUAAUGAGAUUUCUGGAAUUAUGAAGCACAAUGAAAGUGAAAUAUCAGAUGUUGAUUCUCAUCGUCCAAAGGUUGAUACUGACAUAUUUUUUGGUUCAGAUUCAAGCUCAUCUCUUAUGAAACACUCUGAUGCUUUGGUACAAAAGCCUUCCUCAGAAUUUCAUGAACCAUUUCACACUGCCAGCAUGGAAUCCUCUUUAUGUGACAGGAACCAGAUUAUGAAGUUUAGUGAUGAAUCUUACCUUACUGCUGAAUCCAGACCAGUGACAAGAGAAUUGUAUACAUCAGCUGAAGUGUCUGAUCUAUAUAAAACUGCAACUCUGCUUUCUGAUGAGGAGCUAAAGCAAACUCCUUUCCUAGAUGUAAACUCAUUGAACCAAAGAGAGUGGAGUUCUUCUCAAGGCAGUAAGACUGAUGAAACCUGUUCUCUUGGCAAUUCCUAUGUUAUUAUUGACACCCCCUCAGAUUCUUAUACCUAUAAGAGGGAAGAUUCAGUUGACUGCACAUUUGAGGUAAUGGAUCAUAAUGAGAUUACUCAAUUAGUAAAGCACAGUAAAGAUGUAAAGGAAACAUUUGGCAGGGAAUGUGAAAUAGCAGAUUCAUCAACAGUUUCAUCUUGCCAGUUGCCUGAAACUCAGAGCUCUGAUGAGAAAAGUGUUGUCAGAUCAGAUACUAGUGAUUCAGUUCACGACUUCAUUGUGGAAAAAGAAAAGGCAAUAUACAAUGAGAAAAAUAUAAAAACAGGACUUGGAUUUCAUAUCACACCUGCUGAAGAAAAAGUGCUGGGUGCAAAAUCUGCCACAACAGACUUAGAAAACCAUAAAUUAGUAAACCUAAAUGGUGAUGUGCUUAAACUCAAAACUUUUGAUUUAGAUUCUGAAGUGAAUUUGAUUAAAGAAGAGGAUGACCUUUCACCAAGUGCUUACCAAUAUAGGAUAAGAGGUGAUGACUGCUGGUCAUCACAAGAGAGUCAAGAUUCUGCAGUAGAGAAUGAUGAAGCAGAAAAUGGGGACUUCUGGCAGCAGCAGAUGGUUGCCUGGCAAGAGGCAGCAUUUCAGACAAGGCAGCUGCUACAAGAAGCAGCUGAUGGCAAUAAUACCUUUGAUGGAAAACUCAAAGGUUCACAGGAAGAUCUGGAAGCAAGCCCUCGAAGUGACACGUCUUCCACCAAGAGUCCUUACUCUUCAACUGAUAUGCUAAAUCUUGAUGACGAGGGAACAUAUGUUUCAUACAACACAACAGAUGAUGAGGAGGUACUUGGAUACAAACCAGAAGACAUAAAUGCUCUCAGGGCUGAGUUGAGCUUGAAGCUUGGUGGUGUGCAGGAAAAGGAGGAAAUGGAGCCUGAAGAACCUGAUGAUGUCCCAUCUGGUGAACGUGAUAAUGUUGUUAUCAACUACAGAGGUAUCAUCACCACCACUUUAUCUCCUAUAAAAGAAGAGAGCUUCCUUGAGGACUAUGAUUCACCUGCAAGAAGACUCAGCAAUAAGAGCAUCACAGAAGAUCCUAGCAUUGAGUUCCAUGAAUCAUUUUCAGAAAGUUUAUGUUUGGAUGGUUCCAAAAAAGUAGACAGCACUUUUGUUAUACAUGAAGCUGUCAAUGAACAGACAGUAAAGAAAAUGGAGCCUGGAUUAAGUGAACUAGCUUUCUCUGGGGAUUUUGAGGAUGGUAUUAUAGUUGCAGAAGAUGAAUCAAAAGAUAAAUCCAAAACUCUUGAUUCUUCUUCCGAUACUGUUGAUAGAUUACAUAUUAGUAGUUCUCUAGAUAUUUGUAGUCAAGCAAAGGUUGAUAGUUUAACAGAAAAUAUACAUGAUAGUUUGAUAUUAGAAGACCUAGAAGAGGAGGCUGGUCCAUCUUCUAUACAAAUAUACAAUUCAAAAAAUGAUGGUGAUGGUGAAGAUGUUCUGGUAGUUGACACAGAAACAAAUCAGGCUACGAUAGUUGAAGGUGGAAAGCCUAGAAGCCAUCUUGCCUUCAUAAUUGACCAAGUGGAGGAGCCAGAAAUAACAGAUGUUCAGAUUUUUGCCUAUGAAGACUCUGAUGAUGUUGCUCUGGAGUCUAUUCCAUCUAUAGGGGGUUCAAGGUUUGAUGAGAUGCGGUAUCGUGAGAAGUGUUUAAGAGAAGAUCCGUCUACUGAUAAACCUAUUGAUAAUGUUGAGGGAGGUACAUUUGAAGUUGACACGGAAUCUAAACCUGAAAUUGCAUUUGUCUUGACAGGAACAUUAGGAUCUGAGGAAAAUCUUGAGAGAAGAAAAGAACCAAAUGAAGCAGAGAAUUCUCCUCAGGGAAUUCUGGUUCCUCACUACCAUUCAUAUUUUACAUCUGCACUAAGCAGCAUUUCGCAUCCCAAUGCCAGCAUUGAAGACCCACCCCUUUUUGAACAAGUGGAGCACAUCUCUCUUCCUUAUGAUGUCAAUUAUCCAGCUGCAGGUGAAAAUGUAGAUUUCAGUGACAAGGAAGAGGAUGAUCCAAAGCCUAAUGGAGUCUGUGGAAAGGAGAUAAGCAUCAACAAAGCUAAAGAGGAGGAAGAGGCAGAAGCGCCCAUUAAACUGAGCUUCCUUGGACGCCUAUAUUCAGACGAGUCAGAAGAGAGCAAUGAGAAGAAUAUAAAGUCACACAAAGCAAGAGAAGCGACUCUUCUCUCAGACUCUGAGAGUGAGGAGGAGGCUGAGCAGCCAGUAGCACGCCCCAAGACUCCGGAGCCAGGGGACCUCAACCAGAUGACAUCAGCGGAAAUGUUAGCCUCUAAAAAGUAUCAGGUUAGGAAUCCAAGGAUCAUUAUGGAAAAUUUGCAAUAGGAAUGUGAUUCUUAUUGUACCAUUUUUCAUUGUUAUUAUACCGUUUUUCCUUCAGUAUACCAGUAUCUGAUCAUUUUCUUUUCUUCCUCUACUUUCUCUUAGUUUGAUAUU